AUGCAUCUCUGGAAACCCAUCAUCACCCUGGCAUUGUUCGCAAUCGUCCGCCCAGUAGUCGCGUAUGCGGACUCAUCAAAUCAUCAAAUGCAAACAACCUACCUUGCACCCCUACACAAAGCCUACGACAACGAAAGGAUAAAAGGCCAAUACAUCAUCGCUCUCCACAACGACUACAAUCCAGACGCACACCGCUCAUACAUCCAAGAAAACCUACAUCUGGAUCCAGCCACAGACGACGACUGGGAAUGGAUUGACAUUGCAAAGUCGUACAUCGUCACCGGACUUUCUGAAGACGCAGUCGAGCAAAUUCGUCGCGAUACCAAUGUCGAGGAAGUCGUCGAAGAUCGCUUCUGGACACCGACAGAAGAGGUAGAAAUCAAUCAACCUUCGACAAAGGAGUUGGAGAAUUUUCUGCAGGAGUUGUAUGGGAGCUUGGAUGAGCCGUGA
This is a messenger RNA of Aureobasidium pullulans EXF-150, 450 nucleotides long. RefSeq lists its product as uncharacterized. The transcript has a single exon. Lineage: Eukaryota; Fungi; Ascomycota; Dothideomycetes; Dothideales; Saccotheciaceae. The record is from RefSeq and is a predicted model, not a curated record. Bases 1 to 450 code for a protein of 149 amino acids.